Molecule: messenger RNA, 3504 nt
Organism: Seminavis robusta
Lineage: Eukaryota; Bacillariophyta; Bacillariophyceae; Naviculales; Naviculaceae
Source: the annotation of a GenBank genome assembly
CGUUGACGCAGCCCUUGCAUCCAUGCAUUGUGGUCAUGCCAGAUAGAUGCCGACCUGCAACCACACCUUGCUUGUUUUGUGACCAUUCACCUAGCUAGCUAGCUAGGUAGUACCGUACCCACCCAUCGAUCUGAUUCCAAAGGCAAAGAGUGGAUAGGAAUCGAAUCAUCUCGAACUGUACUCUGGAUUCCAAGAAUUCUUGACAGAGGUAGCUACCGGUAGCUGGCUAGCUGGCUACUAGCUAGAGAGGUAGUUUUUGUUCCAAAAAUCAAGUCCAUUAGCAGUCAUGUCUUGGCUUUUUGGUCGUCGCAGUGAAGAUGAAGAAGAGGACGGCGAGGAGUAUUCGGAAGAAGAAGAGGAAUUUUCUUCCGAAGAAGAAGACGAAGAGGACGACUUUGAAGAUGAGGAGGAAAAGGCGGCAGCAAAACAGUCUGAAAAAGACACUACUAGUAGUAGCAGUGAGAAAAUAAUAACAACACCCGAUCCACCCAACACCCCGGCAAACGAGGCCAAAGAUGAUAUUGACCCCCCAGUGAAAGAAGAUAAUGGCAAGGCUGAAGACAAUGGAGAUGAAGAAGAAGCAGAGAUUAAGCAGUCCACUGAGGAAGUGAACACGGAAACAGAGCAACCUGAUUCUGAUUCCUCUACUGGCAAGGCGACUCCCAACGGUGAUAAUGGUGCCGAGGAAUCUACCAACAAAGAUAACGACUCUAGCAUUCUAGAAGAGGAGACCACAACCACUGCAUCAACCAUUCCUGACUACAAUCAUGCCGAGAAAGACGAGCAAGAAGAAGAGGAAGUUGCCCCAGAAACUCCUGGCACAACAAAUGACCCAACGCCACCAAUCGAGGUUGAAACAGUCAAGGAAGAUGCAGCUUCUGAUGAUGAUGAUGAUGAUGAACCUGCACAGCUGCAAACUACGGAGGAUGAUCAGGAAGAAGAAAAGGAAAAAGAUGAGACCGGUGAUGAUGAUGAUGAUGAUGAUGAUGAUGAUGAUGACGAACAACCAACGGAAUCGAGCCCUGAACCAUCCAAACAACCUACCAGUGAGGACACACAAACUGAUGAAGCAGACGAAAAUCCAGCUGUUGCAACAACACCCUCCAAGGAUACUACCAGUACUGAUCCGGAGGAUGUCGAGGAAGCCACGUCAACACAUGAAAAACAAUCUUUGCUAGUCCUGGCGGCAGAACAUGAUCGUGUCGAUAUUCUAAAAGCAAUCCUGGCGGAUGGCUCGGAAGAAAGAGAUACCCUCCUCAAUUCGAGCAUUCCACCACUGCACAUUUCCAUAUCCUAUGGAUCUACCAAUGCCGUGCAGUGCUUGUUGCGCAUGGGCGCCGAUCCCAGUGUCCGGCCCGAUGUCAAGAAAAUAAAAGACGACGCGGAUGCAGGAGAAGAGGAACAACUGGUCGAAAUCCCCAAUAUGGGAAGGUUUGACAAGUUAUCUGCAUGGGAACUCGCAUUUGGGAAAGACAGUGAUGCUGAUGACGAUGAUGACAAGGACAAGACAACCAACAAAAAGCGUGGAGGGUGGUUCGGAGGCUCCUCUGCUAAGAAAUCAUCCAAUAUUGAUAUCGCACCCUCGAAAUUGGAGGGAAUACGCCACGCCUUUACGGCAGAAGCAUUGAGAUGUAUCGGUUCCGAUGAAGCCGACCGAUUAAAACAACUGCUGGACAGUGGGAUGCCAUCGACGAUUGACAUUGGAGGGAAGAAUCUGUACGACUGGUCCGUCGAAAUGGGAGCACUGCAGUGCGAAGAACUGUUGCGACCCGAAGAAGCAAAGCGCAAUAACGCUGUUGCCGGUAGUAGUGAAAUGGGAGAAGCCAACAAUAGUGCCGAAUCCGACGGCGAAAAGGCUGGUUCGACGGCUGUCUUGGAUCGAGCCACUACUCCGGGCACGGAAUCAUUAUCACAGCUCAACAACCGCAUCGACGAACUGGAGUCUUUGUCCAAGGCAUUAUCCAGCUGUCUCGACAAUCUCGCCGAAGAAGUUAGCGUUUGUCACGGUUUGCUGUUGAUGGGAGGUGGAGCCACUGCCUUGGCGUCCCAUGUGCGGAGUCUCAAGGCCCUCAAAGAGAACAAAACCGCAGAACUAGAACGAAUGGAGGAGGCGUGGGAAAACAGCGAAGAUGAACUCGCUUACUGGGCGAAAGAAUGCGGAGAAGAGGGAAAGGAAAUUGCCGAGCUUGUGUCCACUGCCAUAAUAUCUUCUGCCGAAAAAGAAAUGAAUGCUUCGUAUGCUGGAGCCCCGGAAGACGAGCAAGCCCAAAAGCAACAGUUGAGGGCUCAAGCAGCGGCGCUCGAGAACAAGAUUCGAAAACUGAGGGCUUCAAUUACGGAUCUAUCGGAAGAAAGUACCAGAGAUUUGGAAGAAGUGGAACGAAGAGGGCUAUCUGGUGGAAUCAACCUGGUACGAACGCUGCGCGAAGAGUUACGUGAACUAGAAUUCACCUUAAACGAAGCAAAGAGUGCCGAAGCUUUGUGCCGAGCAAAGAUAAAGGUGAUCCAAUGCAAAAUGGGGGCCAAGAGACAAUCCACGACGGUGGUUUCGGACGGAGAGCCAGUUGCAGAGAAGGCUACCGACAAACAGCCCGCAGAGCCAGCCGCAGCGAAUGGCGCUCCUUCAAAAUUACCAGUUGCGGUUGUGGAAAGUACAAUUGGCACUGCGGCCCCCGUGGACUCCAGCUCCAAGAUGGAUACCAACGGCGAAACUGGCAAGCAAAGGCUGGUAAACGGAAAUACGCAACAGGAGACCCAGUCGUCACAUCCUCCGGUCCUUGUAGGGGUGCACGAAUCGAUGUCACAAACCCCGCUCGUCUCGGACACGAUUACGUCUGGCCAAUCGAACGCGGUAGCUUUGAAAAAACCAAACAACCAUGGAUACUUUACAGUAGACUUGUGGGAAAUAUUGCUUCGGAUCAUUGGACUGGGUUCCAAUAAUGGUGCUUCUCGACAAUCGGUUGGCUCACAAGGCUCUGCUUCCACCGUGAUGAUUGUGUAAAAGGCGAUGGCAAUGCCUCUGAUUGCAGUUGGGAUUCAUCUCCAUAAGGUAGAACGAAUUUCCGACACGGAACGCCUCUCCCUUUCGAAGUUCUAGCUAGUUUGCAGGAGAAUUGCCGUCCUAAGAGGCUCUGUACAGACCGUAGUCCCAGUUCGGUGAUGCAAGCAGGUUAGAAGCCUGAAGUUGACAACCUCUGGUUUGAACCAUGAAUAGUAGCUUGCUUUUGGCACCAGUCCCAGCCCCGAUGUUGUUUCAAAUUGCAAAAGAUUAGGAAAGAUGAUACCACCAACCACCAAUAAUUGCUUUGGAUGGUUCUACAAAAGUAGAGAAAACUUUGUUCGUUCUCGUGUUCUAGUCCCUUGGUCACCGAGACUGACAGGACCAGCGUGUCUUGACUGUACGGUACUGGAGACUUGGAACUGGCUGAAGCUAUCCAUUGCUUUUUUGAAAUACGGUACGGUAGUAGCUGCCGUAGCUAUGACAUUUGUGUAAAUCCAUUGUUU